This is a messenger RNA of Homalodisca vitripennis (glassy-winged sharpshooter), 1162 nucleotides long. RefSeq lists its product as uncharacterized. The coding region runs from base 200 to 1162 and encodes 320 amino acids. The record is from RefSeq and is a predicted model, not a curated record. Gene Ontology annotation, molecular function: DNA binding. NCBI's taxonomy places the organism in Eukaryota, Metazoa, Arthropoda, Insecta, Hemiptera, Cicadellidae. The transcript is spliced from 4 exons.
AUGUGUUGGGGUGACUUUAGCCCAACUUUUGGGGUGUCUUUAGCCCACAUCUUUCUAGGUUAGAAAAUAGUGUUUUUAAGUUGGUGUCAUCUAAAUGUUCCUUUUUCCAAUGUAUUUAGGUUCGAAAACACUUUUAUUAACUUAAACAAAUCAAUCUAAUGCAUAGGUACCAUUUUUAUUGUUUUAGGCCCUGACAAACAUGCCUAGAAAAUACAAAAGGACUCUCGGGUCUAGGCCUUAUGCGAACUAUUCUUCAGAGACGUUGGAAGAAUGUUUAAGAGCAAUUCGUUCCAAGGAGAUUACCCAGCGUGCUGCUGAAGAGACGUAUGGUAUUCCUCGAUCAACAAUUAAAAACAAACUAGCUGGUAAACACUCAAAACCAAAAGGAGGUACAACGACUUUCACAGCAGAAGAGGAGAAAGUUUUUGAAGAACAUCUUGUGCGGUUAAAUGACUUUGGAUUUCCCGUAAGUGAACUUGACUUUCGUUUUACUGUUAAAGCCUACCUUGAUAAAAAAGGAAUUAAAAUUGGAAAGUUUAAAGAUAACUUGCCAGGCUAUGACUGGGCUAAGGGAUUUUUGAAUCGGCACCCUCUUCUGUCAACCAGAUUUAGCAAAAAUAUUAAAAAGGUUAGAGCUCAGGUUAACGCAGAAGUUAUUGAUUGUUACAUGGAAAAUUUGGCUAAAGAACUUGAUAAAGUGCCGCCGAGUCAUAUUUUUAAUUAUGACAAAACAAAUUUGACGGACAAUCCCGGAAACGUCUUGACUGCUGAAAGUGAAGAAAUUUCUCCUGUUGGAAAGCAAAAAUCAAUCCCAAAAAAGAAGAGGCGGAAGAGUCUUACUCCAAGUUCCUCCUCCGAAGAUGAACCAGAGAUACCGUUGGAGUCAGAAGGAGAAUCUGAGACAUUCUCUGAUUGUGAAUUAGGCAUAGACAGUGGUUCUCCAAUGACUACCGGGAAAGUAGUAGUAAGGGAGUUCAUUGAUGGCUUACGCAAGUCCACAUUCACCCUCCUGAAAUGUGACCAACCACCGGAGCUACCAACUGCAGUUGCCUACCUCCAAGGACAGAACUAUACCACAGGGUAUGAAGACUUCUACAAUGCUUUGUUACAAUGGCCAACAACAGAUGCCGAAAUGAAUGAGGGGUCCAAUGAAGAUGAGUAG